AUGAUUUUGUCGAAAGUGUUAACUCGCGGCCAAACGGUGGCCAACCAUCUGAUGGUGCGAUCGGCGAUGCGAUUGAUGUCGAAGACGGCGAGUGGUGGCAGUCAUGGCGCUCAUGAGCCCAAUCCGGAGCUGUGGUGGAAGAUCUUCUUCUUCGUGUGUAUCCCAGCGAUAGGUCUGUCGGGACUCAACACCUAUUUGCUGGAGAAGGAACAUCACGAGCAUUACGUGCGCCCGGAGUUCAAGCCAUACGAGUACAUGAGGAUCAGGACCCGUCCCUUCCCGUGGGGCGACGGACAGCACACUCUCUUCCAUAAUCCCAAAUACAACGCUUUGCCCACCGGUUGGGAAGAGUUGCCCGAAGAGGACCACAAGAAGCACUAA
Molecule: messenger RNA, 381 nt
Organism: Medioppia subpectinata
Lineage: Eukaryota; Metazoa; Arthropoda; Arachnida; Sarcoptiformes; Oppiidae
Source: the annotation of a GenBank genome assembly